Dendronephthya gigantea is the source of this 2918-nucleotide messenger RNA. RefSeq lists its product as uncharacterized. Gene Ontology annotation, molecular function: G protein-coupled receptor activity; protein binding. The record is from RefSeq and is a predicted model, not a curated record. The annotation marks the transcript as partial. Lineage: Eukaryota; Metazoa; Cnidaria; Anthozoa; Malacalcyonacea; Nephtheidae. The transcript is spliced from 12 exons. Gene Ontology annotation, cellular component: membrane. Gene Ontology annotation, biological process: cell surface receptor signaling pathway; G protein-coupled receptor signaling pathway.
AUGAUCUUAUUUUGUAUUAUUGCAGAAAUAUCAAGGACAGUCGUGAAGCCUGAUCCUUCAUCUCCACUUAAUCCACAAGUUUCAAGAUCAGCUCAAGCUCCAACAUCGGGGAAUGUUACUACACCCAUAUUAAAUACAACAGUUUCGACUGGCGGUGGUUCUACAACAUUUCCCACAAAGCUAAGUACUCAACAAAUCGCCACCACAACUCUUUUUACCCGUCGAACCACGACAGGUCCUCAAGGAACAGAUAUACCAAUCGAUUCUCCUUGUCGGCCAUUUUACAGCAAAACUAAUCUGCCGCAAGACAGCAUAGACAUGGCACAUUUUCAAAUGCAUCCUUUCUAUCCCUUAGUGUACACCUACUGCUCUGUGAAUCUUUUACUAUUAAUUUGUUCCGUUCAUCUUCCUGUGUUCGACAUCGUUUCCAGCAAGAUUUUACCACCGUGUUCGGAUUUGUGUGAUCAGGUCUCGAUGGAUUGCAGUUAUGCAAUUAGGAAAUUGAAAUUCCCAAUUUCGACUUUAUUACAACAAUGUUCGUCCAAGUCCACUCCAGGAAAUACCACAAAUACAAAAUGCUUCCUGCCAAAAGCUACGCCUGAAAGAAAAGGACCUAAUGUAUCAUGCUGCUUUGAUGUGAAACCGCAGCCAUUUUGUAACACCUCAACAUUUGUACAAUCAUCGCUCAAUCGUUCUCAACAAGAUGAAGUAAUUUUCAACUUGAGCACGAUGUAUCUUCCAAUAUUUCAUGCCCUGGAAUCGUUGAACCAACCAGUAUGUGCAGCAAGGUUAUCAGAUUAUCUUUGCCUAAAGAAAUUCCAGUAUUGUGUGCCAGGAAGUAAAAAUGGAGGAUGUUCCGGAGAAAUUUACAAACCAUUCCGUGAAAAUUGUUUGUUCUUCGCAGACAAUUCGUCACCUUGUUCUAUACAUCAUAUCAACACUAUUCUUCAAAAAGCUGGCUAUAAUAUUCAAAUAAUGACGACAGAUUUUGACUGCUCGACAUUACAGUCCAUUACGUCUGAAGCAGAAGAGCUUUCGCAAAAUAUUCUACGAUUUACAAAUGAUCGCCGAAUUACAAAUGGAUUACGUAUUCCACGAUUAACAAAUGUUGUGAAGCCAAGGGGAAGUGAAAGGACCGUACAUUGGGACAGUUUACGAGACACGAAGGAGAUUAAGGAAUAUGGAAUAUUAUGGAGAAAGAGAGAGGGACCUGAUUCUUCAAAAAAUAAUUACCAGCACAAUCACACCACAAAAGAAUAUUAUAAAUUCAACGGUAUUCCAACACUAAAUUCACAGUACGAAGUGCUGUUAACGGCGAUAGGACAGGAUGGGAUUCCGCAACCCUUUACCACAGUCGAAUUGCCGCUAACCAACGAUUAUUGUCCGAGUGAAGAAGUUGGUUCACUGGAAGCAUAUGGAAUUUUCCAGUGGCCAGAAACAGCAAUCGGAAUUCGUGCCACAAUUGCUUGCCCUUAUAACAAUGACUCUAUCGCGAGCCGUGAUUGCCUUUCUACAAACCAAACAGAAAGUGGGGGUGUUUGGGGGCCGUCUUUAGUUACGGAUUGCAAGUAUAUGGAGCAGCGAAGUGGAAAUCUUUUCCUAUUAUCUCAGAGAGAAGUUAAUAGUAGCAACGUUGUGAACAUCACUAAAGAGGUUAAAGAAUGGUCUUCUACUAAUCAAAACAACACUCUUAACCCUGGUGAUAUUGACUAUAUCGCUACAAUAUUAAACAGCAUUGCGCUGGUGAAAGAAAAAGCAAACGAGGUUCUCGACGACUUCCUCACAAUCAUAGACAAUGUGCUGGAUGCCCAACUUAAAAAUAUCGUAGAAAGUCAACAGAAUCGAAACUCUUCAUCGAGGAUUGUUGAAACUUUAAAUACGUUUGCAGAAUCAUUGGUUAUUGGCCCGGAAAGCGAACUUCAGGCGGUGAAAAAAAACUUUGAUAUUAGCUUACAAACAGUGAAGCCACAGAACUUUAGCGGACUUAAUUUUUCUGGCAUUAUCAGCAAAACAAAUCAAUCACAAACAAGAAAUAACACUUCAAAAAUACAGAGUAAUGAAGUAACACAAGUCUUGUCGCCUUCACUUAUAAUUCCGCGAACAAUAUUCAACGAAUCAACUGAAAAAAACAGAUCCGCAAACCAGACCGUCAUUUUUGUGCUCUAUAGAGAAACAAAAUUCUUUAUAUUAUCAUUGGCGGACACUACUAGGAGAUCAAGUCGCUUGAAUAGUCUUGUAAUUUCCGGAAGUAUUGAAGGGUUGUCAGUUUCAAAUUUAAGUGUUCCAGUAAACAUUGCACUACCAAGUAUUGAAAGAGGCGAAACAAAAAGCAUUCUGUGCUCUUACUGGGACUUCAGCAUAGGAAAUUGGUCGCAAGAUGGUUGCAAGUUUGAACGCGUUCUUGAAGAUGGAAGGGUGCUUUGUAGUUGCGACCAUUUUACCAACUUUGCAAUGUUGAUGGACAUAGCUCCAGGAGAGAAGACUGCACAUGACAAAAUACUUGGUGUAAUAAGUUACAUCGGCUGUGCGCUCUCAUUGGCUGGGCUCAUCUUGACAAUAUUUACGAUACUAAUUUUGAGGGAUCUUCGAACACAAAUUCCAAGCCAGAUUUUGCUGAACUUUUGUAUUGCGUUGUCGGUGACGUUAAUUGUGUUCAUCGCUGCCGUUGAGAAGACCAGGACAUCAUCACUGGCCGGCUGUCGGGCAGCGGCGAUCGCCCUUCAUUACUUCUUGUUAGCAGCAUUAUUUUGGAUGGCAGUAGAAGCGUAUAAUAUGUACUGGGCAUUUGUUAAAGUCUUUUCUGCUCCGUCCCGAGCUAAACUUUUAAUCAAAUGCUGUGUGUUUGCAUGGGGUACUCCUGCCGUAGUCGUGGGUAUAACAAUGGUAGUUGCACUGGAUAAAUAUGGCGACGGAACCUA